AUGAAAGGACACGUCAAGCAUGCGUUCGAUGCCGGCGGCAAAAACUUCGGUGUGAUAAUCACCGCCCUUGCUCUCUUUGUUGCCGGACGGGCGUUGAAUGUGAAGAGACUGCUGGACGUCCGAGUUGUCGACAUAUUACCGAGGCUCGAGUUAGGGAAUCCUGAGCCUGGCCUUUUACAGAGCCAACAGCCGGUCACUGCUAGCAACGAUGUCCGACCAAUUCCGGCUGCUUCAAUGGGCACUCCUGAAGAGGCCAGCCAGUCAUCGUCUCCGUUCAAUGAACGCACUUCUACCGUCAACUUGAUGGAGCAGGUAUUCCGAAAACACAAUGCGGCUUCUGCGGCUGGCGAUAUUGUCGAUGCAUUGCCAGACAGCAGGCCGGAGCACAGCAAUCACACUACCCUGGCGGGUAGUUACGCCCCUGUGCAGCAACUCAUCGGCCUUGCCCUGCCGCCUGGACCCGUUGUCAGCGUUCUUCUAUCCUCCUACCUCAAGAAUUACCACUGGCAUGUCAUGAUCUUCCAUGCACCAACACUGAUCAAAGAGCUUCAGCCCAUCUUGGACCAUGGAGUUGUUUUAAAAGACCGGUUGACUUUUCUCCUGCUUGUUCUCAUCAUUUUGACUAUUGGGGCCCGUCUUGAUGAAACCACCCUCGAGUCUAUCACCUUUACACUACUUGUUGCCUCUUACUCAUUGUAUAAUCGAAAACCGAGGCGGGCUUUCAAACUAAUACAGGCGGCCAUUAGGGACGCGCAAGCAAUCGGUCUCGACCGAGAGUCGACAUGGCCGUCCGACGAGUCCGAAGUCUUAAGAGAGCACCGCUUGCCUCUCCUCAACGGGUCAAGUCGCUUCGAGUCCUUUGAAGUACGAGAGAACGAAACACCUGAGCCUGUCACGAUCCUAUCAUAUCAUCGGUACAAGGUCCGCCUCUACCAGAUUGCCGAACCUAUAACUCGAAGUGUGUACAUACACAAGCGUGCGGGCAUACAUGAUGUCGUCAAACAGGUCCAACAAAUUCAUCAAAGGCUUGUCGAGUGGCAGAAAGGUCUUCCACCAGAGUUGGGACUGGAAUCCCUCACCAUCGUGGACAUCGACCCCGAGAAAGCAGCAACAUUCGACAUCUUUAGACUCCAGGCCCUGGCCCUCCAGUUAUCGUACGACAACAUGCAGCUGGUUCUCCACCGGUCACUGAUCGCCCACGAUGACUCUCGAGAUCAUGCCGAUCCGUUCGCAGAAGGUUACGCCGGACGGAAUAAUGGUGACAAGGUUGAUAUUGGCGGCCUCACUGCCACGGUGAUCCGAACCAGCAGGAAUCAGUGUUGGGAGUCUGCAAUGCGGACGUCUCUCCUCGCUCAACACCCAGAAGUGCUCGAACUGGUUCGGACGACACCCGUUGCAGCGUACCUAGCUAUGCAAGCACUUACGGCUGGCGUAAUGCUUGGAAUCUUCUCACUGUCGAACCCAUGCUCGGACCGGGCUCAAAAGGCUAAACUUGGCAUUAGUCGACUGAUACAGAUGCCGGCAACGGUUGGCUUCCGUGAUGCUGCUUGGCAGCAAUGUGCAAACAUUCUCGAGAACCUCCUCCGCUUGAUCUUGUCCGAAGAGAUGGAAGUGUUGGUCUCAGGAAAACGACAUAGCCGAGGCGCAGUCCAAGGCAUUUCCAGUUCUGGAGGAAUUGAAAUUGAUCAGCACAGUCGAAAUGACCCAGCAUCUACACGACUCUCCUCGAGCAUCAGGGAUUUACAAGACCUUGAAACUCCUCCUCCAGCGCCAGCCCACUCAACAACAUCUCAAAUCCCUGUAGACGCCAUCGUCGCCGCUUACGGACAGGGCCCCACCGGACAAAGUGCCGAACAGCAUGACCUCGUUAUGCCAUCCCCACACCCUCCCGGCGCACAGUCGAUUCUCAGUCCGUCAGGCAAUUUCGGCAGUGCUUUGACAUCUUUGCAAAGCAUGUUCCGCGAGGGUGUGCCGAAUAUCGGCUUUGCUGGACAGGAAGUCAUACAUCCAGAAGCCUUCACGCAGCAGUCAAACGCACUCGACCACAACGCUCAGCAGUAUCUUGCAGUCGACCCAGCGCCACUGGACAAUCAGCUCGUGUCUGGCUUCGAAGUAUUCAGCAAUCCCUUCACGUCGUUUGAGGAUGCAGGUCAAUCGUGGCUGUGGAGCAACGAUUAUAAUUUCUUCUGA
Molecule: messenger RNA, 2190 nt
Organism: Exophiala viscosa
Lineage: Eukaryota; Fungi; Ascomycota; Eurotiomycetes; Chaetothyriales; Herpotrichiellaceae
Exons: 8
Coding region: 1-2190 (729 amino acids)
Source: RefSeq, a predicted model, not a curated record